GGAAAAAAACAAACUUUGUAUUAUCCGCCGCUUCUCGAGACAACGACUACUACUACUACUACUUCUUGAUCCGCCUCGCUCGUCUUUUCUCUCUUCCCCAACAUCACAAAAAUGUCAGAGGAGACCCCAAAAUCCCCCCUCCCCCUCAACUGGUUCUCCUUUCUUCCCAAGUUCCAGUUCCGAUUGCCUCUUCCGGUCUUCGACGCCAAGAAACCGCCGGCUGCGGUGGUCGACGAAGGCCAGAACCAAGAGGCCUUGGCCAACGACGACGCUCGGAAGCCGGAGUUUGUGAGGUUUCCUAAGGCGGACGUGGCCGUCGCUUCGGUGGAGGCUGAAGCCGAUAUCUCCGGCAAGACUUCCAAUCCCGCGGUUAUCUGGCAGGUAUAUGCUCUGGGAGGGUUUCUAAUUUUGAGUUGGGCAUGGGCAAGAUGGAAGGAGAGAAGGCCACAAAGACGUCCAAAUGACGAUGAGGACGAUGAAGAUCCCAGCAAUAUAUAGUUUUGUGUUUGCCAUGAACAGUCCUUACUCCUUAAUAAAUGUUAAAGUUAGUCACAUUUUUAGAGCUAGAAUCUGUUUCGGAAGUUAAAUAUCACAGUCAUUUCCAACCCUUUGUUGAUUCUUGAACAUGAUCUUCAUAUUAAAUUAAAUGUGUCUCCUUGAGGUUGGUUGGUGCAAAGGAAAAAUAUUUGAUGUUAAUCAGAGGCUGCUCUUCUAAACAAA
Molecule: messenger RNA, 720 nt
Organism: Momordica charantia (bitter melon)
Lineage: Eukaryota; Viridiplantae; Streptophyta; Magnoliopsida; Cucurbitales; Cucurbitaceae
Cellular component (GO): chloroplast
Source: RefSeq, a predicted model, not a curated record